Ceutorhynchus assimilis (cabbage seed weevil) is the source of this 1074-nucleotide messenger RNA. The record is from the annotation of a GenBank genome assembly. Lineage: Eukaryota; Metazoa; Arthropoda; Insecta; Coleoptera; Curculionidae.
AUGGCGUCAAAACAAGAAAUAGAAGUUCUUGAUGUACUCGAGGACCUGGAUGAAAAUGUGCAAUCGGCAAAGGACAUAACAGACUGUGACAUGUUGAAAACUAGGAUUAACAUCAAACAAAAGGUAAUCAAUUUAAUUCACCUGAAUAUAAGAAGUAUUAGAAAAAAUGGUGAUGAGUUGCUGGCAUUUGUGCAAACUUUCGAGUUGGAUUAUUGUGACAUAAUGAUUCUAACAGAAUGUUAUAAAAUGGAUUGCAAUACAUUUUGCUUUCCUGGCUAUAACUCACAUUACAAUCAUGCAGAUUUCAAUAAAAAUGAUGGCACCCUAAUUUUAACUAAAGAGUAUUUGAAUGUUCAAAUAAAGGACUAUAAGCUUAGCUCACUGGUGACAGUGAGUCGAUUGGAGUUUAACAUUGAGGCGCUAAAUGUUGGUGUAAACUGUUUAUAUAGACCAACUCCAACGAGUGCACUCCAAUUUGUUCAGGACAUUGAUGGCUAUUUUGAGGAACUUUUGAAGCACCAAAUAGAAAUAUUUGUUGGGGACCUAAAUUUAAAUAUAAACAAUAGAGAUGACCGUGUAAUAAACUUGUACCUGUUGACUUUGAGUCAUCAUGGUUUUGUUUCGCUUGUGAACUGCGCCACUAGGGAAACAAGCACAUCAGCUACUUGCAUCGAUCAUCUAUUUAUGAGAAAAAAACUGAAAACUAAUUCUCUAAAGUACCAAUCUUUUGUGUUGAAUAAUGGUUUGACAGAUCACUACCCUAUCAUGUUGAAUUUAUAUAAUGAUUCGCCAAAUCAGGCAAUAAAUAGCUCUAAUAAAAACAAACCUAUUAGAAAAGAAAUAAUUAAAACUAAUUAUAAAAGGCUUAGAGCUUUGUUGGACGAGAAAGAGUGGGACAGUGUUACAAGUUGCAAGGAUCCACAAAAAGCAACUGAUAAUUUCUACAAAAUAGUUCUGAAUAACAUCGAAGAAACAAAAACAAUUAAUGUAGUAAAAACAUGUGAACACAAAAAGAUUAAACCAUGGAUCACAAAUGGCAUUAUUACAGCAAUCAAACACCGAAAUAAAUUUUAA